AGUGAGGCGCAGCCACGCCCCUUACCGGGGUUUCUGUGGAGCUGUGGCGGUGCCGGCUUCGAGCAUCCCUGCCCUGGCAGGCUGGGGGACUGCGAGGCUGCAGCUCCGGCGGCCAGCUCCGGAGAGGACAUGUCCAGCGAUGACGAUGCUGCCCCCACAGCUGCAGAGGCAGCGGGUGACACCCACCUGCUGGGCUUCUCAGAUGAGAUUCUCCUGCAUAUCCUGAGCCAUGUCCCCAGCACAGACCUGGUUCUCAAUGUGCGGUGUACCUGCCGGAAGCUGGCAGCCCUGUGCCUGGACAAGAGCCUGGUGCAUACUGUGCUGCUACAGAAGGACUACCAGGCCAGUGAGGAUAAGGUGAGGCAGCUGGUGAAGGAGAUCGGCCGGGAGAUCCAGCACCUGAACAUGGCAGGCUGCUAUUGGUUGUCCGGCUCCACCAUUGAGCAUGUGGCCCGAUGUCACAGCCUGGUAAAGGUGAACCUGUCUGGCUGCCACCUCACCUCCCUGCGGCUGUCCAAGGUGCUUUCAGCAUUGCAGCACCUGCGCUCGCUGGCCAUCGAUGUGAGCCCUGGCUUCGAUGCCAGCCAGCUGAGCAGCGAGUGCAAGGCCACGCUGAGCCGCGUACGGGAGCUCAAGCAGACACUUUUCACACCGUCCUAUGGUGUGGUGCCCUGCUGUGCCAGCCUGCAGAAGCUGCUGCUCUACUUUGAGAUCCUGGACCGCACACGUGAGGGUGCUGUCCUCUCAGGCCAGCUCAUGGUGGGCCAGAGCAACGUGCCCCAUUACCAGAACCUGCGUGUCUUCUACGCACGCCUGGCUCCGGGCUACAUCAACCAGGAGGUGGUGCGGCUCUACCUCGCUGUGCUUAGUGACCGUACUCCCGAGAACCUGCAUGCCUUUCUCAUCUCCGUCCCUGGCAGCUUCGCAGAGAGUGGGGCCACCAAGAACCUGCUGGACUCCAUGGCCCGCAACGUGGCCCUGGAUGCCCUGCAACUGCCCAAGUCAUGGCUGAAUGGCUCCACCCUCCUCCAGCAUAUGAAAUUCAACAAUCCCUUCUACUUCAGCUUUAGCCGGUGUACACUGUCAGGCGGUCACCUGAUCCAGCGGGUCAUCAAUGGGGGGAAGGACCUGAGCAGCCUGGCCAGCCUCAACCUCAGUGGCUGUGUGCAUUGCCUGUCUGCGGACUCAUUGCUCCGUAAGGCAGAGGAUGACAUUGACAGCAGCAUCCUGGAGACGCUGGUGGAGUCCUGCUGUAACCUGCACCACCUCAAUCUCUCAGCUGCCCACCACCACAGCUCCGACGGCCUGGGCCGCCACCUCUGCCAGCUCCUGGCCCGGCUCUGCCACCUGCGUUCCCUUUCCCUGCCUGUCUGCUCUGUGGCUGAUUCAGCACCCAGGCCUGACCGUGCGCCUGCCCCGCCAGCUAUGCACGCGGUGCCCCGUGGCUUUGGCAAGAAGGUGCGCAUUGGGGUGCAGACUUGUCCCAACCCUUUCCUGGGCCAGUCGACCCCCCAGCCUGCCUCUGUGUUCUGGUCUCUGCUGAAGAAGCUCCCUUUUCUGGAGCAUCUGGAACUGAUUGGGUCCAAUUUCUCCUCAGCCAUGCCCCGCAAUGAGCCUGCCAUCCGCAACUCCCUCCCGCCCUGCAGCCGGGCACAGAACGUGGGGGACUCAGAGGUGGCUGCCAUCGGCCAGCUGGCCUUCCUGCGGCACCUGACACUAGCCCAACUGCCAGGCAUGCUGACAGGCUCUGGACUAGUGAGCAUUGGCCUACAGUGCCAGCAGCUGCAGUCUCUGUCGCUGGCCAACCUGGGCAUGAUGGGGAAGGUGGUGUACAUGCCUGCUCUUGCCGACAUGCUGAAGCACUGCAAGCGGCUGAAGGACCUGAGGCUGGAGCAGCCCUAUUUCAACGCCAAUGCACAGUUCUUCCAGGCACUGGGCCAGUGUUCAUCUCUGCAGCGCCUGUGCCUGGUGUCUCGAAGUGGCACGCUGCAGCCGGAUGCCGUGCUGGCCUUUAUGGCCCGUUGCCUGCAUGUUGUCGUGUGUCACAUGUUCACUGGAGAAUCCCUCAUCACCUGCAAGAGCCUGCAGCAGUCGCUCCUCCGGAGUUUCCAGGCUGAGAGGCCCGCAUUGAACGUCGUCAUCUUCCCCCUGCUCCACGAGGGCCUGACAGAUGUCAUCCGAGAUGUCCCCAUGGUGCACCUGGACGAGAUCACCUUGUUUAAAAGCAGAGUGGCUGAGGAGCCACCGAACCUGUGGUGGUGAGAGGGUUGCCUGGCCCCAGCCCCGCCACUCUUGUUAGCAGAGACUCUUUCUGUCUGGGUCUUCACAAGGGUCCAAGAAGCCAGCGGACAGUAGGUCCUUGUUUUGUGAUGGGAAGAAAGAGUUUCCAGUUGUUCUGAGACAUUUACCCCUCUCACUUGCUCUCAAGAAUACUUGGCUCAGUGACAAUGAUCAAGUAGGCGGAUGUGAGAGCCUUCAGGGCCUGGCCACAGUCCCAGGGGCUUUGUGGGCUACAGGCCCCAAUCCACCUGCUUACUUCAGCAUGAGGACUGUCCCUCUGUCCCUUUGUCCAUGGUCAUCUACAGUUGAGUUCAGUAAUGUGACUGUAUCCACAUGGGGUCAGGGUGGGCUGGGCUCUCGCUGUGAAAUCCCCACAAUGACAUCUCUGAGCCUGUGGCUCCUUUUCCUACUGAGACACAUUUAGGGCAUGGCCCAAUGGCAGAGUACUCGCCCAUUGUGUAUGAGGCCCUGGGUUUCAUCCCCACCACAAAGAAAAAGAAAAUGUUUUAACCCAA
Messenger RNA from Peromyscus leucopus (white-footed mouse), 2795 nucleotides. RefSeq names its product F-box and leucine rich repeat protein 18 (gene Fbxl18). Gene Ontology annotation, cellular component: SCF ubiquitin ligase complex. Gene Ontology annotation, biological process: SCF-dependent proteasomal ubiquitin-dependent protein catabolic process. The transcript has 5 exons. Lineage: Eukaryota; Metazoa; Chordata; Mammalia; Rodentia; Cricetidae. Gene Ontology annotation, molecular function: protein binding. The record is from RefSeq and is a predicted model, not a curated record. Bases 130 to 2262 code for a protein of 710 amino acids.